Molecule: messenger RNA, 1525 nt
Organism: Lycium ferocissimum
Lineage: Eukaryota; Viridiplantae; Streptophyta; Magnoliopsida; Solanales; Solanaceae
Product: NAC domain-containing protein 78-like
Exons: 1
Coding region: 510-1280 (256 amino acids)
Biological process (GO): regulation of DNA-templated transcription
Molecular function (GO): DNA binding
Source: RefSeq, a predicted model, not a curated record
AAAAAGCUGUAAACUAGAAAGUUCCUAUUGGAUAAAUGAAGUUAGUUAGUAAAAUAAAUAGAAUGAACUUUGAAACAUGAAAAAAAUAAUUAAAAAAAAAAAAAAGGUAAGGAAACUAUCUUUUCAAGUACUUCUGUGAAAACGCUCGUGGGCUAGUAUUAAGUUAGUUCAAGAGUCUAACAAAUUAGGGAAAUUGUAGAAGUAUUAGGAAAGAAAUAACUUGAGUCCCAAGCUGAAGCUUCCCUAAAGAUCUAAGUAACACUUAUGUACCCUAGUACUAGUAAAAUUUGGUGCACAUAUUUUCUUCUGGAAUUUACCUGAUCACAUCUCUAUAUAUAGUCCAUAAAGCAUUCACGUUACUUAUUAGCUUCUUACAUUCGUUUUGGGUUUUGGCUGAUCAUACUUAAUUCACUUCUCAUCUCUGCGUCUAAGGAGUUUUGUUUGUGUUGCGGCAAGUAAUUUCUUGUCUCAUUCUUGUGUUUCUCUAUACGCAAGAAAAAGAGACGAUCAUGUCGACGGUACUUGCUGCACGCCGGCAUGUCAAGGGUGUACGUUUUCACCCUACUGACGCGGAGCUAAUCAACAUUCUUAAAAAGUUCUUCAAGCGCCAACGUUUUUCGAGUCAGUGCCCUAUCCAGUUUGCAGAUAUUUAUGGAGAUCAACAGCCAUGGGAGAUAUUUGGAGCUUCUGAAGAGAAAGUCCGGUACUAUAUUACUCCGUUGAAGAAGCGAAAGAGUGACCAUAUAAGGUUUUGUCGAACCUGCGCCAAUGGGACGUGGAAAGGCCAAACCAGUGAAUAUCCUAUAAGGGACCGUAAGAGAACUGUGGUAGGGUUCGGAAGAAAUUUCACGUUUCAAACUAAGGAACGGGAGCAAAACAAAACUUGGCUGAUGAAAGAAUAUUUCGUCGCGGAUGAUUUCUUCAGGGAGAACAAUAUUCCUAAAGAAGAUUAUGUCAUCAGCCGAAUCAAGAAGAAGAUAAAAGAUAAAAAGGUGAAGGAUCAUGGGGCAGCUUAUAACAUGGAAGAACAGGAUGUUGCAGGAAUUGUCGAAGUUAUGUUGCACGAACCAGCUGAUGAUCACUACUACACAACACAACCAGCGGAAGAUCAAGUUAUGGAGGAGACUGAUCAAUGGGACUCCAUCAUCGACGAGGUUUGUGAUCAACAAGCUGAUGAGGUUGAGAAUACAACGUUCAACACCACCAUGGAGAACCAAAAUACAAUAUGGAGCAGUACUACCUUGGAACAAGAAGCAAGCAUACGCACAACCUCUGAUUGAGAUUGAGCAAGUGCAAGGCGAUGGAGCUAAUCAUGAGACUGACAUUGGAAGCAGUGGAUUCUGGGAAACGAUAAGUGGAAUAUUGGGAGAUGCUACUAUUGAUGUUUCUGAUUAUUUGUAGCGGCUUGAUAAUGAUCAGUCAUCACUUCUCCUAGAUAUGAAUGGGAAUAUUGGAACAUGAAAAUCAGGAUGCAAUGAUAUUAUACUUAUACGCAUUAAUUCUAGAGUAUGUUUAUGUUUCAGCU